UCUCUGUAUUUUUACCCCGAACGCAAAAAUUCUUCUUUCUUCAAAAUUUGCUUAAGUUUGUGCGCAUUCAGAGUGGUGCAGUGUGUAUGUCUGGUGCUUUUAUUGUGAAUAGUUCAUCUUGUUUCCCUACACCUAUAAUUAAAAGUAUACUGUGCAAGAUGUUCCUAAAAAACAAAGUAUAGACACAUACAGAAGUAAUCCCUUUAAGACACCUUGACACCUCAAGCUCUUUGUCAUUUUCCUCAGGCCAUUCCUAAACCUUUCUUUCUUUUUCUUUUUUUUUUUUUUUGCAGUGUUACAUAGUGCAUUGUCCUGGUGGUGGUGGUGGUAGUGGUGGGGGCACUGCAGUUGUGGAGUGCCAUUGCCAUGAGGGGGAGUACUUGGUCUGAAAUGGUGUUUGGGUGGGUGGAGCAGGUGAAGUCACAUGAAUGCCAGGACCCAAGGUUUUCAAGCAGAACACUACGUUGUAACAAGAUGAUCAACUGAAUGUUAUUCAUUUCAGCUGUCAGUGGUUUUAAUGUUUUGGCCGACUUUCAGAUCAGACUUUCCUGUCUGUCCUGGUCACUUGACAUCCUCCUUCACCAGUACCUUCAUCCCAAGUCUAGCACCCUGAGACUGUACAAUAAGUGAAAGAAGGAGGGCAGAGGACUGGUGUGAUCCAAAGCCACUGUCCAGUGUUCUUGAUCUCGACCAUUUCUUCAAUCUGUCAGUGGUACAUGCCGUGCAUGGACUUGUCCUUCCAUGAUGGUUCAUACUCCUCUUCCUCAUUCUUGGGUUUCUGCUGCUUGAGGUAUUCACUUGGGGCCAUCUUCCUGAUGCAUUCCUGGAUCUUGGUUGUUUCGUCCCGGACAGUGGCUCUGAUGCUCACCAGUCCUUAGUGUACAGUCUCAGGGUUCUGGACUGAAACAGUGGCCUCUAUAUCCUCUUUUGGCCAGCUUAUUAUAUCAAACUCAGAGUCUUCACUAAAUGGCCCUAUUGACUACACAGGAGUCAAAUGACCAGGACAGACAGGAAGUCUCAACUAGUGAGUGGUUCAAAGAUACAGGUCUGGGAGACUAUGGACCCAUAAAAGCCAAAAGUGAGUGAGUGCCACUCAAAUCACAUCUAGAACUCAGCUUGUGUUCAUGUGCUGAACAGAUUAAUUUGCCAUCAGAGGGGAGGACUGUUAAAGAUUUACCAUUGACAGAAAUAAGCUGGGAUCAAAGGAAAAAAACAACCAGGAAAGAGCAACAAGAUGGAUGCGAUUUCUCGACCAGAACUGUUUGAUUUCCAAGGAAUCUGGUUGACGCACUAUUAUACAGACAACUGGGAGAACUUUGAAAACUUUCAGGCCAGGCCAGAUGAUAUACUUAUUACAUCAUACCCCAAAGCAGGAAACACCUGGGUCGCCCACAUCCUUGACCUGCUGCAUGCUGGCCCAACAUCUAUUCGUCUCUUUGCAAAAGUGAUUCCCUUGGAGAUCUGCAUGCCAAGUGUGCCAGGAUUAGGGCCUUCUCCACCAGUGCUAAAAGGAACAGAACUAGUGGACAUGCUCACCCACUCUCCUCGAAUCAUCAAGACUCAUCUUCCAGUCCAGUUUGUGCCAAAGUCCUUUUGGGAGCAAAACUGCAAGAUCAUCUACGUGGCCCGCAAUGCAAAGGACAGUGUGGUGUCUUAUUUCCAUUUUGAACGCAUGACUAUGAUUCACCCAGAGCCUGAAGACUGGAGCAGCUACCUCCAGAGAUUCAUGGAGGGAAAGAUGGUCUUUGGAUCCUGGUACGACCAUGUGAGCGGCUUUUGGGAGAAGAAACAGCAUUAUCCAAAUCUCCACUACAUGUUCUACGAAGAUCUGAUCAAGGAUACUGGACGAGAACUAGACAGACUCUGCUGCUUUCUUGGUCUGUCUCCUUCAGCUGAGGAGAAGGAAGCGUUUCUCAGAAAAGUGCAGUUUGAUGAAAUGAAAAAGAACGACAAGGUUAACCAAUCAACGGUCGGAGCGAUGGAUUUCAAAAAAUCUUCCUUCAUGAGGAAAGGAAAAGUUGGUGACUGGAAGAACCAUUUCACUGUGGCCCAGAGUGAAGAGUUUGAUGAAGACUACAAGAAAAAGAUGAAGAAUCCUACCCUGCAGUUUCAUACUGAAGCUUAGAGGUUGUGAAGAGUCCUGAACUGAGAUGUGAUCAAACAGAUAAUCAUGCUGAUGUUACUGAGUCUGAUGUUUAGUUUUAUUGACAAGAACAAUGUCUGUUCUGUGGAGGACAUUUGUUCUUAUAAUGAGAACAACUGAUGUUAUAAAAUUGUCAAAGAAUUUUCCAAAAGAUGUGAAAAAAUCAAAUCUUUAUGAACGUUUAUGCGUUUGACCCACGUUGAUUGUUGAAGUGAUGAUUGCAUUUGUAUUUACCUAAAUUGACUGAAUUCAAUUUCAAAGAUUUCCUGGAAAUUACAGAUGACUGCAGUGGCACUUCAAAUAUUUUGUACGAUGCAUCAAGACUCAUCUUCACUGUUUUUGCCAGUGUCCUCAGUGGGCUGUAUGUUACUGUUAUUACUAGGUCUGAAGGUCAAAAACUGAGGAAGGGGACCAGUGACAGUUUUAAUAAUGAAACCACUGAUGUUUGACCUUCGCCGUGCAGAAUAAUGUAUGUGCAGAAUUUGUUUUCACAAACAGCAACCUUUGGGGCUGAAAAGGAAGUGCCAAAAACUGCAGUUCUUCAGUGACCACUUGAGGCUGGCUCCAGGCACCAGUCAAUCCCCAUAGAUCCCCAUGUUAAAGUGCCCAACGUUACAGCAGAAAUAAACAUGUUUACAACCUGACACAAAAAACUGUUUUGGUUCCUGAAGCUAACUUUCCCCUUCAUGGCAACUGUAUGGGGACUGAAUUUUUAACGCACCCGUUUACAAUUUAUGAUGGCUAAAAAUCAUAUAUAU
Epinephelus moara (kelp grouper) is the source of this 2901-nucleotide messenger RNA. RefSeq names its product cytosolic sulfotransferase 3-like. Gene Ontology annotation, molecular function: sulfotransferase activity. NCBI's taxonomy places the organism in Eukaryota, Metazoa, Chordata, Actinopteri, Perciformes, Serranidae. The record is from RefSeq and is a predicted model, not a curated record. Gene Ontology annotation, biological process: sulfation. The transcript has 8 exons. The coding region runs from base 1235 to 2125 and encodes 296 amino acids. Gene Ontology annotation, cellular component: cytoplasm.